Lolium perenne is the source of this 704-nucleotide messenger RNA. The record is from RefSeq and is a predicted model, not a curated record. Lineage: Eukaryota; Viridiplantae; Streptophyta; Magnoliopsida; Poales; Poaceae.
UAUAAAACCAGGAGCGCGCCCGGGGAAGGCGAGCACACCGCCAUCUAGCUCCAGCUACCGGCAGCCACCGCCGCACCCAGCCUCGUCUCCGGCCAGAAAGACAAGCCAUGGCGAACUCGUCCGUCUCCCAGGCGGCCGCGAGCUGCAAGGCCCGCAAGUUGACGUGCCUCUGCUCGCCGACGAACCACCCGGGCUCCUUCCGCUGCAGCCGCCACCGGACGCCCCGCGCGCGACCUCCGUCAUUCUUGUCGCCCUCGGGCCGCGCCUUGCAUCAGCAGGUAGCAUCACCAGGAAGCAAGAGCGGCGGCGGAGGCAGGACGCCGAGCAAGGGGCGGCCCGUCCUGCGCGCACACCUGCAGCGGCUGCUGGCCAGCCCGCCGCCGUCCUCCGGCGGCCGCUGCCGCGAGUUCAAGCCACGCCUGUCCAGGAUCGGGCGCCUCGCCGUGAACGCGUGACUGACGCCGGCGUCGGCGGCGGCGCCAGCCCUCUGCUCUGAGCGAUCACUAGUGGUGGACAGGAGUACAGGACAGUGCGCCUCUAUUUCGUGCGCACUGGCUAGCAGCUAGCUAGGACCGGGUAAUACUCUCGAAUCAAUGCUUUCUUAGUACUGUGAUGAACCGAUGAUGAGUUGAUAUAGCGAUUCUGUACGUGCUCCUUGUAAUUUUUUCCUCAAAAUGGCAAGAAAAGGAGAAGAUUAUGUGUGA